This is a messenger RNA of Striga asiatica, 735 nucleotides long. The record is from the annotation of a GenBank genome assembly. Lineage: Eukaryota; Viridiplantae; Streptophyta; Magnoliopsida; Lamiales; Orobanchaceae.
GGUCUGCAUGCUGUGGAGUCGAUCUGCAAAACGAGCAGUUCGUUCAGGGGACGUUCGUCCUCGCCGCACCUGAAAUAUUUUUCACGAAUAUCAUCAAAAGUUAUUUCACCCUCCAAACACGGCAAUCCCCAUAUUUGUGACGGUGGCCGUAUGCGAAAAUCGACCUUGAGAUUUUUGACAAGCCACGUCAAUUCGAGCCCAAGAAGACGUGAUAAUGUCGAGAACCCAGAUGUCAUUAAAGUACUGUUUGUCGCCAACUCCACCCAGUACUGCCUAUACUCACGGAAGCAUGACCCGCCCGCGCACUCGGCCAAGAACCACCACCACCAUCCACCUAAUCACACCAANCAUGCUCGUCAGAUCCAAAACGUGCAAGUCGUUCAGAUAGUUGGCCUCCCCUUCCCCACUGCCCCCAAACACGACCAGCCAGCGUUCCCCAACCACUGUAGCCGUGUGGCUCUCGCGGGCCGGCGGUGGGCUCCCGCGGCACUCGGGCCGGGCCCACUCACCGCUCCUCAGGUCCAGACAUCGGAGGUCGCCAACCUUCCUGGACCCGUCGGUGCCCCCAAAGACAAACAUGCGGUGGCCCACUACGCACGCGCUGUGGCUGUCGCGAGGGCCCGGCCCGGAGCCCGAUGUUCGGAGGACGCUCCAAGACAUUGUGGAGAGGUUGCAGAUAAGGACGUCGCUGAAGUGGACCCCACCGCGGCACCCCUUGGAUUAUUAUGGAGUGGG